Molecule: messenger RNA, 3622 nt
Organism: Lepisosteus oculatus (spotted gar)
Lineage: Eukaryota; Metazoa; Chordata; Actinopteri; Semionotiformes; Lepisosteidae
Source: RefSeq, a predicted model, not a curated record
ACUAGAGCGCUUGUAUCUUUUCCGGAAGUGGUCGUGCAGGUGAUUAAUUUCUCUGGAGCGAACGCGAACAGGAUGACGCAGCUCGGCGCCAUCGCCUCCGUCGUCAUGGCGAUCACCGCCGCUGCCCUGUUCUCCUCUGUGCACAAGAUCGAGGAGGGGCACAUCGGGGUGUACUACAGGGGUGGUGCCCUCUUGACGUCCACCAGUGGUCCUGGGUUCCAUCUAAUGUUGCCCUUCAUCACCUCUUACAAAUCGGUGCAGACGACAUUACAAACAGAUGAGGUUAAAAACGUCCCUUGUGGAACAAGUGGCGGUGUUAUGAUCUACUUUGACAGGAUAGAGGUGGUCAACUUUCUCAUCCCUUCAGCAGGAGUAUACGAUAUUGUGAGGAACUUCACUGCAGACUAUGACAAGGCCCUGAUCUUCAACAAGAUUCAUCACGAGCUGAACCAGUUCUGCAGUGUGCACACCCUCCAAGAAGUCUACAUUGAGCUCUUUGAUCAGAUUGAUGAGAACCUUAAACUGGCUCUGCAGAAGGAUCUGACCACCAUGGCCCCUGGCCUCAUCAUACAGGCUGUUCGUGUUACAAAACCCAACAUUCCAGAAUCCAUACGCAGAAACUACGAGCUAAUGGAAAGUGAGAAAACGAAGCUGCUGAUCGCAGCGCAGACUCAGAAAGUAGUGGAGAAAGAGGCAGAAACGGAGAGGAAGAGAGCUGUGAUUGAGGCGGAAAAGCUGGCCCAGGUGGCAGAGAUCAAGUAUGGGCAGAAGGUGAUGGAGAAGGAGACGGAAAAAAAGAUCUCGGAGAUUGAAGAUGCUGCCUACUUGGCCAGAGAAAAAGCACGAGCGGAUGCUGAGUUCUACACUGCCCGUAAGAAUGCAGAAGCCAACAAGCUCAAGCUGACCCCGGAGUACCUCCAGCUGAUGAAGUUCAAGGCCAUUGCGGCCAACAGCAAGAUCUACUUCGGGAGUGAGAUCCCACACAUGUUUGUGGACUUGGGGGCCGGUGCCCAGCGGACCUCGGCAGUGGACAGCAUCUCCGAGGGCGGGGCCCAGGGACACAGCUAGGCCGGGCGCUAGGAGGGCCACGGAAUUGAGGAAAGCCAAAGUGAAGUGGGUACCUGCCAGGGCACAAGGAAGGCAGGCUGUGAGGGCUCUGGAGGUUAAGUGACCUGCCCUGGAAGAGAAAGAAACUGUUUAGUUUGACAAUAGCAUUAAUAAUAGCACCUGUUAAGGGGUGUGUGGUGGGGGUGGGAGAACAAGAGUAGUCAAAUACCAGAUCUUCCAGUACAUUCCAUUACAGGAUUUGUGUACAACCACCUCGUUGUUUGUUAAAACUGAGUUCACAUUAAUAUAUUGAAAUAGCUCGUGGUAUGUAUGCCUGGCACUAAAAUGGAAGUUCUAGUAUUUCCCUGCUUCUGUUCCAUAGUGUAAUGUGUUCUUUUAAAUGUGCACUGUUGUGUUAUUUUUUUUUUACUUUUCUUCCCUGUUGAUUGAAUCUGUUUGAACUUUGUAAAGAUCAAGUCAUAGGUAAGCACUGAUUUACUGAUGGAAGAAUCAAUCGUAUCAGUAAAAAAGAAAGUUUAACCUAUUUGUAUCGUUAAACCAUCUCAGUGGCAGAAAUGCUUUUUUUACUGUUUGGUGCUAUGACACAUGAUUUAAAAAGUUCCACAUUGCACCUGAUUGUGCUUAUUAAAAAACUGACUUCUACUACAUUGAAAAUACUAAAUUUUAGAAAAAGUUAAAUGCAUGUUUUAAGAUUGAGUACACUGGGAAAAAAAUAGCAUCAGUUUUCCUUAUGACUUGUUCAGAUGGUCUGAAGUCUGGAGGUCUGCAGAGGGUUAGGUCAGCAGCAGUGGUGGUAUACAAGUAUGUGGCAGUAUCCUUCUAAAAAGAAUUAAGAUGACUUGCUAAGCAAAACCAAAUAAAAUUCCAUUUUCUGGUAACUGUACCAUGUGUAUUGUGCCAGACGCUGGCCAGGGAGGGACUGAGAGAUAUGAGCACAUUCAAUGCAAGAUGAACUACAGUGACACCCUAUGGUCGAUGACACCAUAUGAUCCUCCUGAUUGUGAAACUGCAAUUUGACAUGUUUGUCAAAAGGGGAAGUGGGCAGACUGAAAGUUCAGGAUUUUCCAGCGGAUUCUAGCCGAUUCUUAUUAAAACAAUUUAGUCCUCUGUCCUCUAAAGUGUGGCAUAGUUUAUUGGCCCAUCUCCUUUGGUUAUAAUCAGUGGCAGCAGCAUUUUAUUAAAUAAUGGGUUUAUCAAGAAAUGCAAUUGAGACAUUAUUUGAGAACAUUAUUCUUGGGCAAUGAGGGAAAUUCUGGUUUUUAUCAUCUCUAGGGGCGGCUUCUUUACUAAGCAUUUCUGCAUAGAGGGUUUGUUGUUUUUGUGAAUAGGGCACCUGUCUGGCUUGUCCUCGAAACUCAGGUCAGUUUUUCUGCCUUUACUUUGGAAUCUUUUGAAGGUUAUUUCCUUUAUGUCUUAUUGUCCUUUCUGCAAAGGUCAUGUCUAGUAGGUGUUUUUAAUUUAACAUCUGAAUUCAUUCACCUGAGGAGAUCCAUUGUGGACAAAGGCUUGUACAUAUAAUCCAGACAAAUCUCAGUCAUGAAUUUAAACAAAAUGUUGGUGCACAUGUACAUAAAAUAAUACGUACUUUUUCUACCCAAGUCAUGAGGGAUCAAACAUUUUAUUCUCUAUUUCAUCCUUUUUUGCCUUUACUGUGUAAAUUUACUAGCAUCAUUUUACUAACUAUCCUGCUAGAAGAAUGGAAAAUUGCUAACUGCAACUUAAGCGUGAGCUGGCAACAUGCAUGGAACGUGAGGGGCAGAGCCCGCAUCGGGCACCCUGAGCAGAACUGAGAGUGCCUGAUAUCUGCCUAAGCCAUGAUUGACAAAAUCUGGAAGUUGUCUGCUUAAACAAUAAUUAAAGGAACCCAAGAAUAUUCUUACAUUUUAUCAUGUACCAAGGCUAGCAGCCGUGGCUUUAUACCAUAUAUGGCAUGGAAUUGGACUGAAACUAUUCUGGGUGGGUUUUCCGUUUGUGAUUUUGUAUAAAAAGCGUCCAUUUGUAUCAGUAAGUUGAGUCAGUGCUUCGUCGGCUUUGGCUCCUGUAUGCAUACGUAAUGAAGGUAAUGCCUGCUUAUUUUUAGUUUUUCACACCCUAUGUGCAAAUAAUGUCCAUGUCAAGGGAGGUAAUAUCUGUGGUCUUACGAACAUUACAGAGACCAUCAAGUAGCCUGUUUUUUUAGGCUUAAGCAGAGCAGCUGACAACUUGUACAAUGAGAAACUGGCUUGUGUCUCAAGGAUUUUCCAGAAUAGGGCCUUUUGUGUCCAAUGAUUUAGGCACUUCAAGGUAUAAUUUCUAACAGGAUUUUCUACAACAUAAGGCUUUUGCUGAACACUAGCAGUAAUUGAGUUUAAUACCUCAUUGUUCAAUGGAAUAAUGUUAAAUGGGCAAAAAGUGCAAAGUGUUAUUUUUUAUUUUUUAACAGGAACCAUUGAUGUACAGUGCCGUGAAAAAGUAUUUGCCUGAUUUCCUCUAUUAUUGCAUAUUUGUUACACUGGAUGUUCUCAGAUCUUUAGAGAAAGUCUGCUAUUGGAUAAAGGGAACCUGAGUGAACUAA